GAGGAAAGUCAAAUCACAAAGAUAAACACGAAAGCAGCCGGAGGAAGCCUGCGUCGCUGCAACGACUUAUUUCCCAGCGAUGUCGGCGGCGCCAGCUGCGAGCGCCUUCCUGCGUCCGUCCGCGACCGCGCGGCUCACCGAUACGGCCUUGUUCGCCGAUAAUACCAACCCCACCCCGACGCGGCUCGGCAUCGGACGACGCAGGGCGGAGAGAACCUUUGCAGGCCUUCAAAUUGCAGCCUACAACUUGAACAGAUGCAAAAUUUCCCAUGUAAAAAGUGGGGAGGCUGAUGGCUAUAAAAAAACUGAAGAAGAUGAGUUAAUUGACGAAGAAACCCUUCAGCAUAAUUUGGACAGAGCUAUCGGGGAAGAAGAUUAUGCCCGUGCUGCAAAAAUCAGGGAUGAUCUGCGUAUCCUCCACGAGCACACUGAAGCUUCUGUCCUCGCAGCAAAUGGACGAUUCUACAACGCUUUCAAGAAGGGAGAUCUUGCUGCCAUGCACUCCAUCUGGGCUAAAGGUGACCACGUGUAUGUUGUACAUCCCACUGCAAGUCGGAUAUCCGGUUACGAUGUGGUCUUGCAAAGCUGGGAGAUGGUAUGCAAUGCAGAUUAUGAGUUUCCUCUAAACAUUGAUCUUAAGAACAUAGAGGUUCAUGUGCGUGGCAACCUUGGUUAUGUGACAUGCUAUGAGUUGGUUAAGACCAAAGGAAGAACCUGGGGAAAGCAAAUUGCCACCAACGUCUUUGAGAAGAUUGAUGGCAUAUGGUAUAUAUGUAUCCACCAUGCUUCACACAUUGAAGAAUGAAAUGUUGACACCUCCUGCUGAUGGGCAUGGAAUUUUGCGGAAACAACUAGUCAACAUGCAUAAGUUUGAGAUUUUCAUAGCAACUCUUGUGUACUUAUGUGGGUGUUAUGUACUAUCAUUGGUCUAUGUCCGUAGGAGAUCCGGGUUUUUUUUUAUGUCCGUCGGAGAUGCAUAGGUUCUCGAAUGAAUUUUGCGCGGUUUAUCUUUUAUAUCUGUGACCAUUGGCAUGUUGAUGUUAUGCUACAUUGGGUUGUAUAUGACUGGAUAUAUAUUAGUUGGCCAUGGACUUGACACUUGCAGGAAGUGAAAUCA
Messenger RNA from Brachypodium distachyon (stiff brome), 1117 nucleotides. RefSeq lists its product as uncharacterized. The transcript has 2 exons. The coding region runs from base 80 to 805 and encodes 241 amino acids. The record is from RefSeq and is a predicted model, not a curated record. Lineage: Eukaryota; Viridiplantae; Streptophyta; Magnoliopsida; Poales; Poaceae.